This is a messenger RNA of Schistocerca gregaria, 3160 nucleotides long. RefSeq names its product facilitated trehalose transporter Tret1-like. Gene Ontology annotation, biological process: carbohydrate transport; transmembrane transport. Gene Ontology annotation, cellular component: membrane. Lineage: Eukaryota; Metazoa; Arthropoda; Insecta; Orthoptera; Acrididae. The record is from RefSeq and is a predicted model, not a curated record. The transcript is spliced from 5 exons. Gene Ontology annotation, molecular function: sugar transmembrane transporter activity. Bases 1 to 1362 code for a protein of 453 amino acids.
AUGGGGAGACCGUCUGCUCUACGCAGGAGGUUGCCUCAGGUAUUCGCGGCCCUCUCAGCGACGCUGGGCGGCUUCUCGCUGGGCGCGGUGCUGGGAUGGACGUCGCCGGCAGUGAAGCCACUGACGCAAGAGGGCCUGUCCGAAGAGACGGUGUCGUGGCUGGCGGGCGUGACGCCGCUGGGCGCCCUGGCGGCCAUGCUGGCGGCGGCCGUGCUGCUGGACCGCGUGGGCCGGCGGCGCGCGCUGCUCGCCACGGCGCCGCCCUUCGUCGCCGGCUGGCUGCUGCUCGCCUUCUGCCGGCACCCCGCCGCUCUGCUCGUCGGUCGCUUCGUCACCGGCUUCUGCGGCGGCGCCUUCUCCACCGCGGCGCCCGUCUACAUCGGGGAGAUCGCCGAGAACGACAUCCGCGGCGCUCUCGGAGUCUGCUACCAGCUCAUGCUCACUGGGGGUAUCCUGUACGUCUACGUGGUGGGCAAGUGGGCCCCGCUGGUGUGGCUGUCUGUGGUGUGUGCCAUCCCACCCAUCGUCUUCUUCAUACUGUUCUUCUUUGUGCCGGAGUCGCCCAUCUUCCUGCUGUCCAAGGAGAGACACGAGGAGGCCAUCCGAGCUCUGCACUGGUUCCGGGGCGGAGACGAGGCAGAUAUCACCGACGAACUGCUCGAGACGGAACAGGUGGUGACGGAGAUGCUGAAACGCACCGGCUCACUGCGGGACAUGUUCAGGUCGCGAGCGGCCGCUCGCGCCCUCGGCAUCGGUAUGGGUCUGCAGGUAGCGCAGCAGCUGUCCGGCGUCAUCAUCAUCAUCUUCUUCUCCGUGCCCAUCUUUGUGGCCGCCGGCAGCUCCAUGGACCCCAGCGACUGCGCCAUCGUUGUCGGCGCCGUGCAGGUGGGGUCGACGCUGCUGUCCACCUUGCUGGUGGAGCGCGCGGGUCGCCGUGUGUGGCUGGUGCUGUCGCUGUCUAGCAUGGGCACCUGCCUGGUUCUCUUGGGGAUCUACUUCCACUACCACGAGCACACUCGCGUACCUGUGGCUGGUAUCAGCUGGCUGCCGCUGCUCGCCAUGUGUACAUACCUGCUCACGUGCUCUCUGGGCAUCGGUCCGCUGCCCUGGGCCAUGAUCGGCGAACUCUUCCCCGGCGAGAUCAAGGGCAUCGCCAGCUCCAUCUGCGGUGGCACCAACUGGAUCCUCUGCUUCAUCGUCUCCAAGACGUUUACCAACAUGGUGGACGCCUUCGGAAUCGACGUCACUUUCUGGAUAUACGGAGGCACCUGUUUUGGGGCCACUACUUGGGUCUUCUUCUUCGUCAUUGAGACUAGGAACAAGUCUCUCGCGCAGAUACAGAAGGAUCUCGAGGGGGUAUAGUAAGCUUGUCUGUCCGUCCUUGCAUCAAAUGUCAGAGCCAUUAUACUAUGCUAUACCUGCGAAUAACUCUUUUAUAUUCGAACUCUUCUCCGCAGCAAACUCAUCCCUCUUUCCGUUUUUGUCUUCGCUUUCACCAGUCUUCUAUUCAUUAAAAAAAAUUACAUAUUUUCUUUCUUGAGGAAAUUAUGCAAUCAAUGGCCGCAGAACAGCUGGUCUAUAUUGCACAUGUUUCUAAUGUUAGUACCGGUUUAGGUUCAGGUGAAGCAUCUUCAGAGCUGUGGAGAUUAAAAAUAAAAGAUCUAACCGUAAUAUAACGAGAGAUUCACAACUUCGUUAUUACACCAGGUACAUUAUUGUAUUGGGGGUGGUUAGUUAUUUAAUUUUUCUUACCCCUACAGAUCUAAACAUGUUUCUAUGGAACCGAAGAGUAAUAAUAUUAGCCAAAUUUGCAAUCUAGGCGACGAUGAAAUAUAUUGUAGUCUACUUUUUAUCCCAUUUCCUUUCGUGGCAUAUCAUUGCUGAGGUCUGCGAGUGAAAAUUCUGUGUUCACAUAUUUAGAUGGAUUAUUUCGUUCCCAAGAGGUGUCUUCUUACAAAAAUUCUGAGUGCUCAGCCCGGCUGUAGAAAUAAAACAACAAAUAAGGUGCAUAGCGCCUCGAAGCAUGUGACAAUAUCAUCCUCAUCACAUAUUGUUCUUUAUCUGUCGAUAAAAGUUGUAUAUUCUCUUCGUUAAUUUUCUCGUUUUUGUUGCAUUUACUGUAUUUCUGCACGUAAAUUUAUUAGGUAUCUCUCAUUUGCAUCUUCGUAAACACUGCGAAAUAUCUCCAGAGUGCAUUCUGGAGACAACAAACAUUUGUUAGCACGUUCAAUGUAAAGAUGUUACGAGUACACAGUGAAACUUAUCACAUAACACGUGAAGCGGAAAGUAGGAUAUUUAUUUAGCUAGCAAUUGUUACCAGCAUGCACUUUAGAAAUAUUACCGAUUUGAUACAUUCUCGGCUAACAAGUACGGAACAGAGUCAUCAAAACAUAUGUUAACUACAGGUGCACGUUUUUUGAACAAAGGCGUUCUCUUUGUAUAGUUCCUUGCAAUUAUAAAAGUAGAAUUGUCGUAAGACAUGACUGUUUACUAAAGUGAGUGCAUCACCUUCACAAUUGCUUCUGUCGGAGUACUUCUCUGCCAUUUAGUAAGAUUUUGCUUGCUUGUGCAACACAGAUAUUUGUAAAUAGAUGAAUCUAUUCAAUUUCACCCCUUAUCUAUUACCGUUCGUCUCUGUUGAGCUAUGUGGGCUGUGUCAUUCUUCCUCCAGUAUGUAUUCAAGAAUAAUUGAAUACAGGCAAAAUUUAUAUGUAUUUUCAAUAAAAGAUACCGUCAAACUAAGGUAAACAUAGUGCGCGGAAAUGAGUAGCUAUGCAUUGUAAAUAAGAAGCGAUCUUCAAAUUCUCUAUCAGGUUCAAUACAAUCAGAAUCUUUGUCAUUUAAGCUUGUGUUAAGUACGGAACUCUUUGGGGUGUAGGCAACAUUUAUUUUCGAGUGUCAGUCACUUACAUACUACUCAUAUUUGGGUGGAUUUGUAAAUGAUGAAAGAGUAUAAAUAAUUAAAUAUGCUGUUACAUGCUUUAUCUAGUCAAUAUCCCAGUGAUGUUCCUUUUAUUGUUAUACAUAUGUGGUAAUGGCAAUAAUAUUUAAUGUGUGUGUCCAGAACGGGAUGUAGUUUUAAAGUGCAAUUAAAACAAAACAAAGCACAAAUGAUGUAUACAAUACUUCUGUUUAUCAAAAUGUAUAUUUUCAUCCAAUA